This is a messenger RNA of Cryptosporidium muris RN66, 963 nucleotides long. RefSeq lists its product as uncharacterized. The coding region runs from base 1 to 963 and encodes 320 amino acids. The record is from RefSeq and is a predicted model, not a curated record. Lineage: Eukaryota; Apicomplexa; Conoidasida; Eucoccidiorida; Cryptosporidiidae. The transcript has a single exon.
AUGCAGAAUUCUAAGAUUUUGACUAGAAUAUUUAUAUUAACUUGUUUGUUUGUAUUGAGUAAAUCAAAAGAUGUGAAUAGUAAUGAUGUAAUUAAUAUACUGGAGCUGCUUAACCCUACAUCAGGAACAAAUAGUAUAUAUGAAGAUCCAAUACCAAAAAUAAUAAUACCGGAAACAUCAUUAAGUACAUUUCCUAAUACUUAUAAUCCAAAAGGUACUAUAAAAACAUUCAAAUAUUAUCCUCAAAGUAACUUAAAAAGUGGUCAAUCAAAAGUCCAGAAUAUAACAUUAAACAGUAUUCCUACAACUCGUAGUAAAGAUAUUAAUGUCAUUUCAUUAAUAACUCCAAAACUUUCAGAAUUAGGUGUAUCCAGUUUAAAUUUUAGUAAUGAAGGAGAUCAGAUUGAAGAUAUAGAUGAAGGAAGUCUAUCUAAAUACAAUGAAACCCAUUUAUUAGAUAAUUUAUUUACUUCUGGACAAUCAGAAUAUCAAAAUAUCUAUGAUUUUGAUGUAAUUCCAAUAAAAUAUAAUGAUGAAGAAUCUAAUAUGGUUAAAUUAGAUCCCUUAUUUACUCACUUAGAUUCAAAUAAUGAUGAAAUUUUACUCUAUAAAAUAUCAGAUAUCCCAUCUUCGUCAAGUCUAGGAUCGCCAAGCAAAUUAAGGGAUAACUCAAUUGAAAUAUCUGAAGAUAAUUUGACUACUCUAGAACCUUCUAUAUCUCCAUAUAUGGAGGAAUCUAAACAUAUUUCUUUUAAAAAUGUUGAUAUAUUUGAUAAGGUAUCUGAAAAAGUAAAAGUGGGAUUCUUAAGAGGAUUACGUAAGAAAUAUUCUAAUUUAGACUACAAAAUAUCAGUAGAUCCUAUCAAGAUAGAUAUUAAUAUGAAGAUCCCACUAGAAGUUACUUUUGAGCCAUCUAGUAAUAAAUUGAUAAAUAAUGAAAUUAACGAAGGGGCGGAUAAGUAA